UACUAAGAAAUGAUUUAUCUCAUUUUCUUAAUAAUUUAUUAUUUUAUAUCCAUAAAAAGCGAACUUCCAAUUACGACCACCUACAUAUAUAUACACAUACACGUGUAAUCUCAUGGUAAUGUGGAAGAAAAUUAUCUAUCAAUUGACAUAUACAGGAUUAACCUUAAUUUUCAUCUGUAAAACAGUACAGAAUUAUAAUUCAAGUUGUCCACCGAUUACAGUCAAGGAUGGCAUUUUUAACUUAACCGAAAAUAAAUACCAAUGCCAUUAUGGAAAUUAUUACUUAUUUGGAAAUAAAACGUUAAUAUGCCAAGAGGAUGGAAAUUGGAAAGGUGAAGUGCCGUAUUGUGCUAACUCAAUUUAUGCGGAGAUACGGAAAGAUGGUCAUAAUAUAACGAAAAGUUUAAACGAAAAUAAAUGUAUAGCAGCCGGUACGAAUGGACCUUGGGAGAUUAAAUUAUUCGAAAAAUCUUUUUCCGCUAUUACAAUAGUGUUUAAAGCACACACAAGCAAUAUAGGAUGUCCUAUCGUGUUUCUAUUUGUUAACAACAAUAGACAUGAAGAACGACAUAAGACUAGUUGUGAUAGUAUGGUUACACAAUUUACAUACGAAUUUAAAAACGACAUGACAGGAAAUAUUAAAUUUUACCUAAGUCAACAUUCGUGGCACAAAUUUCAAGUAUGUGGAAUCCAUAUUUAUUCAAAGUCAAAAGUAAAAUGUCCCAUUGCACCAAUAAAUCUACCAAAUGGAUAUAUUUCUCCUUCAAAUGUUAACUCGUUAAACUAUGGAGAACACGUGUCAUUUAACUGCAAUGAGGGUUUUCAAUUGAAUGGGCAUCGAUAUCUUUAUUGUGGAGUGACAAAUAUAUCCACUCAAAUACCUCAAUGUCAACGGAUCCAAUGCAAAAAUUCUCCGAUGAAAAUAUUAAAUGGUAUGUGGGAAAAUUGGAAUCAAAGUAAAAAUUACUCGCAUGAGGACGAAAUUCAUCUUAUUUGCAAUCCUGGUUAUAAACUAAAUGCCACAGGAAGUAUUAAAUGUCUUAAGAAUGGAAAUUGGUCGCAUACUCAUUCAGCUUGUCUAGAAUGGAAAUUUCCGCUAUAUUUAGUUUUUACAGUUGUGAUUGCUGUCAUAACUUUGCUAAUUGUAUUGCUGAUCGGAUUGUUCGUCAUAUUUAAAAACAGGAAAAGACGAAGCUCAUCAGAUGAAGACACUAAACCAGAACAUAUAUACAGCGAAAUUAAUGAAAUGUAUGAAGGUGGAGAAAAAGAAGAACCGCCUCCACUUCCAAAACCAAUGACAAAUCGGAAAAUAGAUCGACUUCAAUCAUUGACAUACAUCGAUUAUAAUAAUCAAUUCGAUCAUGGAUCGAUCGAUACAGAACAGAAUGUUAACAGAAAUAUAACAGAAGAUACUACUUUAAGAAUAGAUGAUGAUGCAAAAAAUGUAAAUAAUCAAUUAUAUGGUUCCGAUUAAAAUAAUCUUCUAAAUAGAAGUUUAAAAAUUGUUCAUUAAUUAUUACAUAUGUAAUACAAUGCGGUACAUAAAAAUA
Molecule: messenger RNA, 1550 nt
Organism: Centruroides sculpturatus (bark scorpion)
Lineage: Eukaryota; Metazoa; Arthropoda; Arachnida; Scorpiones; Buthidae
Product: complement receptor type 2-like
Exons: 11
Coding region: 113-1474 (453 amino acids)
Biological process (GO): response to cytokine; heterophilic cell-cell adhesion; leukocyte tethering or rolling
Cellular component (GO): external side of plasma membrane
Molecular function (GO): sialic acid binding; oligosaccharide binding
Source: RefSeq, a predicted model, not a curated record